This is a messenger RNA of Aspergillus caelatus, 912 nucleotides long. Its product is annotated as putative RNA binding protein Pym. Lineage: Eukaryota; Fungi; Ascomycota; Eurotiomycetes; Eurotiales; Aspergillaceae. The record is from RefSeq and is a predicted model, not a curated record. Bases 1 to 912 code for a protein of 303 amino acids. Gene Ontology annotation, biological process: exon-exon junction complex disassembly. Gene Ontology annotation, cellular component: cytoplasm; exon-exon junction complex. The transcript is spliced from 2 exons. Gene Ontology annotation, molecular function: RNA binding.
AUGUCACAAUGGAGGAAUGCGAGGUUGAAGUUUCGAGCCGACAAGUUGGCCGGCGCGAAAAGCACCAGCGGGAAUCACCGGGACGCUGAUUGGACGGCCGGAACCAAGUCUGUGCAGAGCCUCCGAAUGGCCGCCUCAGGAAACCACCUCAAAAUCUCCAAUAAUUACAGCAUACUCCUUAUACUACUUCAUUUCAAGUCGGCCGGAGGAAACACAAGUAAAUCUACUGAAAUUCCGCAUUAUCCCCCCACAGCCAUGGCUUCUACGAACUCGGGAAUCACAACGGAUGCAGUGACCGGAGAGCGCUAUAUCCCCUCAUCGGUUCGUGCCGAUGGCACAAAACGCCGCGAAAUCCGUGUUCGACCCGGGUAUCGCCCCCCUGAGGAUGUGGAGCUGUAUAAGAACCGUGCUGCACAAGCCUGGAAGAACCGUGGUAACUCCGGAGUGCCUGGUGCAGAAAGCUUGAAAACCGAGAAUGAAAGCCCCGCUAAAACAGGUACGGCUGCUAGUAACAAGAAUGCCAAGCGGAGGGAAGCGAAGAAGAAAGCAAAGGCAGCUCAGGAAGGAGCAGCUACUACCGAGGGCAAAAAUGUAAACGAAAUCGACAACUGGCGUACCCCGGCUUCGGGCGCCGAUAAGAAGCAGUCUAAUGGACCAGAUAAGGCAGCUGGAGGAGCUGAAGAAGGGGUCGAUCCAGAAGCCGAGAAUGAAAAGAAGGCGCGCAAUUUGAAGAAGAAACUCCGGCAAGCACGCGACCUACGGGACAAGAAGAACCAAGGAGAAGCCCUGCUUCCCGAGCAACUGGAGAAGGUAAUCAAGAUCCAGGAACUGAUCCGCCAACUUGACGCACUCGGAUUUGAUUCGAACGGUGACAAGAAAGAUGGCUCUGCGGAGAAGGAAGAGAAAGUCUGA